Molecule: messenger RNA, 3242 nt
Organism: Gadus morhua (Atlantic cod)
Lineage: Eukaryota; Metazoa; Chordata; Actinopteri; Gadiformes; Gadidae
Gene: l3mbtl2
Product: L3MBTL histone methyl-lysine binding protein 2
Exons: 18
Coding region: 99-2588 (829 amino acids)
Biological process (GO): negative regulation of DNA-templated transcription
Cellular component (GO): nucleus
Molecular function (GO): chromatin binding; zinc ion binding
Source: RefSeq, a predicted model, not a curated record
CUCCACAUGUCUAAAACAUUGGCUCAGCAACAGCAACUCCCAGAGUUCCUUGCGCUAGAGGUAAACAAGACGCGGAGCCAGCAAGCAGCUCAGACACGAUGCCCGUCCAAUGUGUAGCGUACGGCUGUGGGAAGACAUGCGCCGACAACGUGUCACUGCACACGUUCCCCAAGGACCCCGACGACUUUCGUAAAUGGGAAAAACAAGUGCAGCGCACCCGCAGCCAGUGGUUCGCCAGCGCCAGCUCCCACCUGUGCAGCGACCACUUUGGAAGAGAGUACUUUAAGCAGAGAAUCCGGAACGGCGUCAGUUUACGGCCCGGGGCCAUGCCCACCAUCUUCAUCAGACCACCUUGUUCCUAUUGCGAGGGAAAGGGCUGCAGCUACUGUCUCCAACUGCCGCCGUCCCACCAAAGAACCACCCCCGGGGACACAAAUGUUUCAGGAGCGGUUGAAGAUGAGGUCCCGCUAAUGGAUGAAGAGGAAGGAAGUGACGAAGGGCAGGAUUAUUUGGGAUCUACAGUGGACGAAGAUGACCGACCAGCCAUCUGUGAGCGGUGUGGCACCAAGGGGAACAUCAACACCUUUUUCUCCAGGACCAAGCGCUUCUGCAGCACCUCCUGCUCCCGCUCCUACUCCUCCAACUCCAAGAAGUCCUCCCUGCUGGCCCGUCUGCAGGGACGACCACCGUCGAAGAAAGCCCUCAUUCUCGGGGUCGGGAAGCCGUUGGUAGGGAAGACCCCCAGAACUGCACCGGAUGGGACACUGCAGUCCGGCUUCGACUGGGGCGCCUACCUGGACAAAGAAACCUCCCUGGCUGCCUCGGUCUCCUGCUUCAGACAUGCUCCGCUGUGUGUGCAGUGGGACGACAUUGCCGUGGGGAUGAAGCUGGAGGUCGCGAACACCAACGCCGUCCUACCCAGUAAGGUCUACUGGAUCGUCAGUGUCAUCCAGUUGGCAGGAUACAAAGCUCUGCUUAGGUACGAGGGCUUCGAGCACGACAGCAGCCAUGAUUUCUGGUGCAGUCUGGCCACUGGGGACCUGAACUCCAUCGGCUGGUGCGCAAUGAGCAGCAAGCUGCUGGUUCCACCCCAGGAUGUGCAGCUGAAAAUCCCAGACUGGAAGGAGUACCUGAUGAAGAAGCUGGUGGGGGCGCACACGCUGCCAGUGGACUUCUACAUCAAGCUGGCGGAGAGCAGCAAGUGCAACUUCAAGCCCGGCAUGCGGGUGGAGGUGGUGGACCCCCGGCACAUCAGCCGGACCCGUGUGGCGGUGGUGGACCAGGUGAUCGGGGGCCGCCUGCGCCUGCUGUACGAGGACCUGAGCGACGCCCCGCCCAACACCGUGGUGGACUUCUGGUGCCACAUGCGCAGUCCGCUGCUCCACCCCAUAGGGUGGUCCAGCAGAGUGGGGCACGCUGUCAAGGUCCCCGGCAAGGAGACUCUGAGUCGCCGGGGCCACUACAACGGCUCCCCGUUGAACUUCAGAAGGCCCAGGACGGUGUUCAUGGAGGGAGGGUUCUUUGAAGUGGGAAUGAAAAUGGAAGCCAUUGACCCUCUCAACCUAGGAAACAUCUGUGUAGCCACCAUCCACAAGAUCCUAUUGGACGGCUACCUGAUGGUCGGUAUCGAUGGCGCGGAGCCCGUCAACGACGCCGACCACUUCUGUUACCACGCCUCUUCUCACGCCAUCCUGCCCACAGGCUUCUGUGAGAAGAACAACAUUCCCCUCACCGUACCUCGAGGCUACGACCCUGACACCUUCGUGUGGGAGGACUAUCUUCAGGAGAAACAAGCCGUCUGUGCUCCCGCCAGGCUCUUCAACACGGACUACUUUGGCCACGGCUUCUCCCCCAACAUGAAGCUGGAGGCGGUGGACCUGAUCGAGCCGCGGCUGGUGUGCGUGGCCACGGUGCGGCGCUACGUGGGCCGCCUGCUGCUCAUCCACUUCGACGGCUGGGAGGACGAGUUCGACCAGUGGGUGGACCACCAGUCCGCCGACAUCUACCCCGUCGGCUGGUGUGAGCUCAGUGGCUACAGCCUCCAGGCCCCGCCCUCGCCCGGAGGACCAGAAACCCUGUCUUUAGAUAACCUGUCGGCACGCCCAAAGAGAGUCAAGUCCUUUCAGUAUGGGAGAAAAAGGAAGAAGCUUGCCAAGAGGAGACUCAGCCAGGGGGGGGCCCCACCGACCUCCGAAGACACCAGCGGGGCUCCGGGUCCCCAUCCCUCCAUCGGGGGUCCCCCCAGCCCCCCCUUCCCCUCAGCUCCCUCUGACCCCGCCAAGGACCAGAAGCUGGGCCUCAUCCAGCCCAAGACGGAGCCUGAGGAGCACGAGAUCAUCGCGGUCCAGGUGAAGGUGGAGGAGAUAGAAAUGGAGACUCCCAUUGGGCCUCCGGAAGACGCCAUCGAAGCCGUCACCAUCAAGCAGGAGAAGGUGGGAGAGGAGCAGGACAACCAAGACCAGGGUCAGCCCGGCCAGCAGCAGGGCACCGGGGAGGCAGCGCGGCCGAGGGGGCCGGAGCCCAGCGGAGAAGCACCCGGGGGAGCAGAGCCUGAGGACACCAGGCCCGGAGACCAGGGGCCGGGUUGAAGAUGCCGCCGCACGCCCAGCUCAAGGGAUGGAGUAGGACGGAGCAGAGGAGAGAGAGACCAACAGGAUAUGACUCAAGACAGGACGCAGGAUCGGACGAUGGAAGAGGCGUGGAUGGGAUGAUGUAAUGCAAGAAGGCCACAAAACUAAAACAUGUGACUACACUAGAUGUGACUCAUCAGGUCCUUAAAGUUGUUCAUCAAGUCCACCUUUGUUUUAUUGUAUUUUGAUUUAUGAGCCAAUUGUCAAACCACCCUUACCAGUCACUACCGAAAAGCUUUAUGACUCUUUGUUCCUUAUCAAUCCUUUCCCGGUACAACAGACCUCCAACAAACAUCACCAGCCCUCUAUUCUAUCUCUCUGCUCCUACUGCAGCAUUUACACACGUUUCAAAUCUCGAUUGCAGUUUGGUCACCAACACUGCUCUGCUUUCUCACAGGCCUUUUGCCCACUUCUCAUUCUGACCGCUCUUUUUUGGACAAUAUGGGGGUUUCCAGAAGGAAAAUGUUGAGUAUUUUGUAGUAUUAAUGUUGAGAUAAUGACAGUGUAGACAUUUACAUGUUGUACAUUUGUUUUGUUUUAUUAUUCUUUGUUUAACAGUUAUUUUCUCCUUUGGGUUUACGAGCAAUCUAUUGAUUAAAUGUAUACACUGAA